AUGAAAGGAAAAGAGAUCACAAAGGAGCACAAUUACAAGAGGGUCAUACUGUACACAGAUUGUAAAGGUCUAGUAGAAGGCAAAGACAAGAUCAAGCCGAAAGAAAAACUAGACUGGCAUAUAAGGAGAGAAGUUAGCAACUUAAACAGAAAGGGCACAGAAAUAGAAAUAAGGUGGACACAAAGAUCGAACACAAAUAUGAAACUGGCGCAUAGAAAAGCACAGGAUAAGGCACAAGAGGAAAACAUAACAUGGGAAAGGAUACAAUACGAGGGCACAAGCAGAAAACAAAGACGGGAAACUCGGAAAGAGAAAGUCAGGGACAAAUGGCAGAAAUACUGGGACGAAACAGAUAAGGGUCGUACGACACAUAAGCACUGCAGAGGAGUAGGAUAUCAACAAAUAGAACUGACAAGUGAAGCAGUCCAACUUAUAACAGGACAUGGAAAUUUCAAAAAAUAUAUAAAUAGAUUCAAACUAAAAGAAGCAGCGGAAGGAACCUGCAAUUGCGACAUGGAGGUAGACCAAACAAACGAACACAUAAUGUACGAAUGCCCAAAUGAAACACCAAGCCAAGCAAGAAACGACAUAAUAACAAAAUAUGGAGACAACAUUAUAAUGAUUAGAGAAAUAAGAGAACAGGCGAACAUGAAUCAGAUACAGAAACUAAUUGAAUGGGCAGAGAUGGUUGUGGAAGACUUGGAGGACAGAUAUAAAAACGGGCUCCCUGCUAAUUUUUAA
This is a messenger RNA of Brassicogethes aeneus, 741 nucleotides long. The record is from the annotation of a GenBank genome assembly. Lineage: Eukaryota; Metazoa; Arthropoda; Insecta; Coleoptera; Nitidulidae.